CGAGGUCAAACCGAUUGAGUUACCGAUUAAUUACAAUACAAUCGGGGCCUUACGAGGCUUUCCCCUUUAUUCAUCUUACUCUCUCAUUGUAUCAACAAUACAUUGCGUGAGUAUAGAAGAAUUCGUUAGUUUAUCAGACCCAUGUUGUCAUUGCUGGCGUUGCUCUCGCCAACGUUCUUCCUUUACACGAUUGUCUCUCUUUUUGAACUGAGCCAUGGCCCGAGUUCGCAAGGCAACCGGUCCUACCCGGAAGGGAGCGACCGAAAUGGUGCCGGAGGAGCGAGUGGAAGAAGAAACGCCCUUUGAGGCCGUUGAGUCGCCGUCCAAGGACAGUGACAAUGAGACGCAACCAUCGUCCAUGGGCGAUGAUAAUGACUCACAGUCUGAGAUCGAGUCGUACAAGAUUGAUACCGACAUUGAUUUCAAGUACAACCCAAACUUUUUUGAGGACAAGAAAGCCCUUGAAAGUGUUCUAAGGAAUACUAUGGGAUUUGGAGAUAUCCAUGUGAAGUCACUCCAAAACGAAGGUUUGAAGACCGCAAAUGAUUUCUUGCUUAUUUCUAUGAGUGACAUCAAUGAUCUUUGCGACAAGCUUUUGUUUGCAACAGUUUACAGGGCUCGCCUACGGGCAUUUGCUACAUGGUUACGUAGUCAACCCGACAACAUAAAUAUUACCCAAGAAUGGACAAUUCCAGUUAUGCAAUUGGAAAUGCAGAUGAAGGCGCAAGCGUCUCCAUUUGGAACCUCCGAGACCAACAAAACAGACAAGUCAGUCUCCAGUCUGGUGCCUGAUCCCUUUGAUGGUACACAGAAGAAGUGGCUCGCCUUUCGAUACAGUUUUGAGGCAUGGGCCGGAGCAAGUGGGCAAUCUUUUGAUGCCUGCAUCUCACAUGACUCGGAGCGAUAUUCCCGUUCAGAACCAACAGCGACCUACAAUGACAUCAAUGACGAACCUGAUUCAUUUAAAUAUGACUGGAACGUUAAGUCAGUUCGCAAUUCAAACAUCUUUUUUAUGCUCAAGUCGCUCACAAGCGGCGGAGAUGCAUGGGGCCUUAUCGAACCUUACGAGGUUUCAAAAAAUGGCCGUCAUGCCUGGAUCGCCUUGUGUGCGUUCUAUGAAGGGGCCAGUCAGGUGGGCUUAACCACAGAAGAAGCUCGCACUACAAUUCUGACAUCGAAGUAUACCGGACAAUCCCGGAACUUCACUUUUACCAAGUAUGUUCAAAAGCAUCUUACUGGUAACAACAUAUUGGCUCGCAACAAAGAGGCCUACACGGACUCACAGAAAACAAACUUUUUCCUACGGGGAAUUGUUGAUACUGAACUUAUGGCAUUCAAGGCAGCUGCUGAAGCUAACCUAAAUGAAUGGAAGUUCGAACGCGUUGUCACGUACAUGCGUACUCAAGCCGCCAAGCUCACGAGCAAGGACGGUAAGGAUUCCCGAAACAUUCGUCAGGCUACGGGCUUGUCGAAAAACAGGAACAACAAAAACAACCGGCGCAAGCGCUCGGAAUACCAAAGCCAAGGCAAAGGUAAUAAAGAGUCGGGCAAAGGAAACAAUGCUCCUAGUACUCAACUCCGCAAGGACAUCUGGGAUGAAUUGUCUCCCGAGAUAAAGGAUGCCAUCAAAGCGGCAAAGCGUAGAGCGUCUACGGACCCGCGCACGGCUAAAAGAGCCAAGACUAGUAGUACGGAUAACUCUAACGCAAGCGUUGAGUCCUACUCGCCUGAUUUAAGGUCAAUGUCUACUGAAAUAUUUAAAGCAGAUGAUGACAAGGACUUGGCUUCAGGUCAGCCUGAGGCGAAAGAUACACCACUUCAUUUGGAACUUGAAGAUACGCUUAAGAAACCUACAUAUGGAGCAGGUACCCUAUUUGGGCGAUCUGCUGACAGGGUCUCCUUUAAUCGUAUGGUAUGCAGUUCAGAAGAAAACAAAGUCACUCCUUGGCGCAUGUCAGAACUACGGCUUGCGGAUGCAACAAUAAGACGCAUUUGUAAGAAUCGCACACGAAAUCCUACCGGCCGUUCAACAUGGGGCGAAGCUGCCAUUGAUACUGGUGCCGACACAAUUUGCAUUGGUUCAGGCUAUACUGUACUUGCCCAUACAGGUCGAUAUGUGAGUCUGCGAGGUUUUCAUGACAGUGGUGAUACUCUUGAUCGAAUUCCAGUUGUGACGGCUGCUACAGCAUAUGACUACGAUGACGGAACCACCGUUAUUCUGGUUUUCCAUGAAGCUUUGAAUCUUGGGCCUACACAGUCCACAUCUCUCAUCAACUUGAAUCAGAUUCGGCACGCCGGACAUCAGACUGAUGACAUUCCGAAGUUUUUAUCCCAAGGGAAAUCUCUUCACGGAAUUGAAACAAUUGAUGGCGACUACAUUCCUUUUGAAUUGAAGGGACGCACAUCAUUGUUGUACUCACGAGUACCUACUCGCCAUGAGCUUGAGAACUGCCUGCACAUUGAUCUCACAUCUGAUCAACCCUGGGAUCCAAACAGCAAAGACUGGGAGGAUAAUGAGCAGCGCUACACGCGUCAUGACCGACAACGGAAUGCACGCUAUACCGCAACUGAUAAUGCGGAUGAGGAGAACUUUUACCAUGGGUAUUUCUCUCUCCCUGACUCUAAGGAGUUCCCGGUUCUACCGGCAAACAAUAAUGUUAUGAACCCAAAUGAUGUCGUACGCGAGAUCAAAUAUGCUACUGCACGGGUUUCAAAAUCUAGCCCACGGGAUCUAGAUGUCGAUCGAGACAAACUUCGCCGCAUCCUGGGACAUGUUCCUAUGGAAGUAGUUGACCGAACACUGGAAGCUACAACACAACUUGCGGAACGCUCUGGCAAAAUGCCACUGCAUCGACGUUUUAAAACGAAGUUUGAACAAUUGCGAUACCGCCGGUUGAAGUGUACGUUAUAUAGCGACACUUUCAAAUCUACUGUUAAAUCCUCCCGAGGACACACGCAUACCCAAGGGUUUGUAUGUGGUGAUUCUUACUUUGUAUACCACUUUCUUAUGAAAGCGGAAUCCGAAGCAGACCAAGGUCUUGCGUCAAUUAUACAAGAUAUAGGAAUUCCGGCACAAAUUCACACCGACAACGCAAAAGUGGAAACCUUAAGCAAAUGGAAGAAAAUCACUUCCGGUCACUGGAUAAAAGUCACAGUCACGGAACCAUACUCACCGUGGCAAAACCGUUGCGAACACGAAUUCGGUGCGGUUCGGAUCCAGACACGACUUGUUAUGGAAACGACACAAUGUCCAGAACAGCUUUGGGACUACGCCAUUACCUACGUGGUAAUUGUGCGUAAUAAUACCGCUCGCAAAGCCUUAAAUUGGCAAACGCCAUUAACGGUUAUGACAGGUGACACGAGCGAUAUUUCAGAAUUGUUGGAUUUCGAGUUCUACGAACCGGUACAAUAUUUUGACAAUCCUGAAAUUAAAUUUCCACAAGCUAAGACUAAAGUUGGUCGGUGGCUUGGUAUUGCAACAAAUGUUGGACAAGCUAUGUGCUACUAUGUCCUAACAGACAAAGGAACCGUGAUAGCGCGAUCCACAGUCACACCACUUCACAAAGUUGAUUCAACUGCUUUGCAAACCUCUCUUACAGCUUUUGAUGCUAUGAUAAGGGAUAUUUAUCAGCCUACUGAUUUUGCUCACAGCACUAAAAAGCAAGCAGCCUCGUUACGACGAGAUGAAGCAAUGAAGGUUGCCAGAAAAACUGGUGAACCUGAAGAUCCAGGAGUCCGUAAUAGACAUGUUCUGUAUGACUUAAAUGAGGGAGCCGACCAUGACCAAGUGGAACCAGGACUAUCAGUUGAUGAUUACUACGGUAACGACGACGAAAAAGAGUCUGGUUCGUCGGAUCUCCUUGUCGGCAGCGAAGUACUCCUUACUAAGGGAGGUAUACAACAUCUAGGCAAAGUCACCAACCUUGAUAAAAAUGGCCAGCCCAAGGGCUCAAACGAAACAACCAAUUAUGUUGUUGAGUUCAAUGAUGGUACUGAAGAGAUUCAUGGAUACAAUGCUCUGCUUGACGCUGUGUAUAAGCAAAUAUUGUUGACCAUCAAAGGCGCCCACGUGGCGGCCGAGGACGAACGAAAGGUUGGUUCCUCCGUGUUAAAUGGGCCAAUGGUGAAUACACCUGGGAGCCUCUUACCUCUUUAA
This is a messenger RNA of Phaeodactylum tricornutum CCAP 1055/1, 4156 nucleotides long. RefSeq lists its product with no specific name. The record is from RefSeq and is a predicted model, not a curated record. NCBI's taxonomy places the organism in Eukaryota, Bacillariophyta, Bacillariophyceae, Surirellales, Neidiaceae. The coding region runs from base 215 to 4156 and encodes 1313 amino acids. The transcript has 2 exons. Gene Ontology annotation, molecular function: nucleic acid binding. Gene Ontology annotation, biological process: DNA integration.